Arabidopsis thaliana (thale cress) is the source of this 1987-nucleotide messenger RNA. RefSeq names its product rho GTPase-activating gacO-like protein. The record is from RefSeq and is marked reviewed. The transcript has a single exon. Lineage: Eukaryota; Viridiplantae; Streptophyta; Magnoliopsida; Brassicales; Brassicaceae. Bases 1168 to 1593 code for a protein of 141 amino acids.
CGCGGCUAUUAGCUGUCGUCUCUUAUCCAACCGAACCCAACGAGUUCGAAAACGAGUAGAAUGUGAAAGCACGCGCCAAAAAGGGGGCGCGUGGGUGAAAUCCGUAUCCAUCUUCAACGGGCUUAAGAUCCAUUUUAGUCAGUCUCAGUGAUGGUAGUGAGAAGAAAAAGCGUCAUUCUUACGUUUUUCUUUUAAGUUUCACUCAGAGACAGAAGCUAGAACAAAGAAAAGAGAAGCCUUUUGAAAGCAAUCAACUUUAAUCUUUUUCAACCAACACUAGUACUCUAGCUGUUGCUCUUUCUCUUCGUUUUCUUCCUUCCUUCUUCUCUUAGAUCUCUUUCUUUUAACUUGAGUCUUAUCCUUUGGAUUUUUAUUCGAUUUGAUUCCUCCGUUUGGUUUGGUCAGUUUUCUUUAGACUCUUAGUCUUUCCUCUGAUCUGGGUUUUAGCUGUAGAAACUCGUGAGUUAGAUCGAUUGAGAACCCAACUAUAAAUUAGUAAAAAGAGAAACCCUUUAUAGGUUUUUUGGGGUUUUUGUCUCAGUCUGACCAAUGGGUUCACAGGUGAGUCUCUGUCUCUCUGUUUUGAAGAGAUUGUAAGGAAACUAGGGCUUGUUUUCUUGUUUAGACUGUUCAUGCAAUUAGUUUUCGUGGAAGAUAAUUGAUUGAACUUGCUUGUAGCUUAGUUCUUGGUUUCUAUUGAGCUCUAAAGGAUAGGUUUUUAAGAGAUGAAAUUGUUUAAUGUCUCGUGACUCAAGUGUUGCUUAUAUAUGUUUCCUUUGUUCAGAUCUUUUUGGAAAGAAUUUGUAUUUGGAUGUUGUUAAAUAACUUGUUCAAUGCACUGCUUCUAAUGCAUGAAAAAAAUGGAAUCUUGCUUUCGUGUUUAUGAUUGCGCUUGUGUUGAUUCUUCAAUGAAUAGUUCCUCCUCUAUGGAGUGUCUGCCAGUUUGAAUGAUCCUCUACUUUUGUGCAUAUCGAAAAAAAUGACAUUGCUUUUCACACUUUUUAGUCUGCAUUCUUCAACAAAUUUCUAUAGUGUUUGAGUUUAGUUCGCCUUCAUUGUGUUGUUGUGAGGUAUGAGUUACUACUGGUAAUUAAAAAGCAACCUUUUCAACUUGCAGGUUUCUUGUCUAGUUGCUUGAGGUUUUUGGUUUUUGGUUUGAAUAGAGUUAUGAGAAGAGGUAGAGGAAAAGGCAAGAGGCAGAAUGCUACUGCUAGAGAAGAUCGAGGGAGCGGCGAGGAAGAAAAGAUUCCAGCUUUUAGGAAAAGAGGGAGGCCACAGAAGCCGGUGAAAGAUGAAGAAGAAGAAGAAGAAGAGCUAGUGAAGAAGACAGAUGAGGAAGAAGACAAGGAUGAUGAUACAAAUGGUUCAGUAACAAGUAAAGAAAAUGUGACAGAGAAUGGGAGGAAGAGGAAGAAACCAGUGGAGUCUAAAGAGAGCAACAUAACUGAAGAAGAGAAUGGGGUAGGGUCAAAAUCAAGCACAGAAGAUUCUAUGAAAUCAUCGUCGUCUAUUGGGUUUAGGCAGAAUGGGAGCAGAAGGAAGAACAAACCAAGACGAGCUGCUGAAGCUGUUGUUGAAUGUAAUGGGGUUUGAAAAGAGGUUCUUAACGCUUUUGAAACCGCCUUUUUGGUAUUUUUUUUGUUGUUUUUGUUAGAUACUUUUGCUGUUAUAAACCCGAGUUUGAUGCGGGUGCGUUCUGGUUUCAUUACAUGGAAUCAAAACUUCGAUUUUUCGGAUAUUGCUCUUCCCUCCUAGUUUCCAUGGCGUUCUGAAACUCACUCUUUCUUUUGAACAAAGUGGAGCCUAAAAAUGCUCUUUGACGGCUAUGCAAAAAUGAAACAGUCAUAAGUUGUGAAAAGCGAAAAAGAAAAGGUUCAUUGUAGGAAGAAAUAUCAAGAAGAUUUGUGAUAGUCAAGCCAGAUUAGUGGGGGGGGGGGGCUUUAGGCCUUUUUUCAGGUUGUAUUUUUGUAGAAUUUUGGAAAUCAAA